CCGAAAACCAAAACAAACCCCGCGAUUUUAACUUUCCGCGUUUUAGUUGUUCAAUUUUCUCCGAGAUUUUCAGCUGUUUUCGGUGGUGAUUUGUGUUUCUUCCAUGACCCAGCUGCGCAACAGGUGCUCGGUCCCGUGUACACCAUGGAAGAAUCCAUCGAGCACAGCCCGAACCAGCAGCGGACCAGAAGGUCAGGCUACCGGUCCAUGGUUCGGAAGCGGCACUCGCGGAUUUGGAACGAGUCCAGCGAGCGAUCGGUGGCCAGUCCGGCGCGGAGGGUUUCGGAGGAGAGUUGCCCCGUUGCGGUGAGCAGUAAUUUGAUUUAUUUCGAUGUGAACACCGAGCGGAUUGAGUUGAGCGAUGCGGAUCCGUUGGCUCAGGCUGCGGUGCUGGAGAAGGCCAAUCGACUGGAGCGGGAAUCGGUGGUGCAGCCGUCGCAGGAGUUUCUGAGGAAUGUGCGGAAUAAGUUUGUCAAGAUAGAUGAAGUGAUUGAGGUGGAUGGAGUUCCGGAUUUCGAAGAGGAGAAAGGGCCCGUGCAGGUUAAACUGGAACCGGUGCAACCGAGUACUUCUAAGGUGAAGGCAAAUUAUAGCUACACUCAGUUCGAUUUGGACACGCAAAUGCUGGACAUUUUGGAGGGCGCCGACAUGCUGGCAGGGCUGGGAAGCUGUCCCGAGCAGCAGGAGCUGAAGGAGUGGAGCAGUCCGCCGAAAGAGGAAGUGAAAAAUGAACCGGUGGAACGAAAGCAUUCCAAACGAAGGUCGAAGGUUGAGAAGAAUAGACGAUCGAAACGGUACAUGGAUGUUAGGCAGUCUUCUUUCACGAGAGAUGUUUCAAUUGCACCCGACUUUCCCACACACCCAGCCGACCUCAGCGCAUCAAUCGUGCUCGACUUCGAGUCCGACUCGGACGCAGACUUUGUCGUCGACUACUCGCGAAUCAUGUCCACUCCGCUGCGUCGCCGGCUGGCGCAAAUCCAAAAUCACAUCGAAAGUCCCCCGCAGCAGGUCAACCGCGCCAGUAUCAAACGAACCUUCUCCAGGAGGCGAAAGUCUCCACCAAUCGCAGACAGUCCCCAAACGCCUCCACCCGCCGUCGUUCGACGGCUAAGUAUGGACAGCAAAGCCUCCGAACGAAACGAGCUGUCCUCGGAUGAGGAAAUGGCCGCCACCCAGAUCGACCCGGAAGGUUUGAUUCCGCUGGAACCGAGUCCGGAAAAGGAAAGCUUUAACGCGAGUCUGCUCAUCAAGGCGAACAUCAACCAGCUGUCGCAGUUUUUCUCGCAAUCCGUUGAUGUUCCAGACAAGUCGAAAAGCACUUCCCGGGAGGCAUCGUUUCAUACGGUGGCACCUCUGCCGUCGUCACCGCCGAUUUCACUCUCUCCUACCGGAUCACCGCGAACGGUGAACAUCGAAUGGUUGUUCAGAAGUGAGACGGAGACGUCGGAAUCGAAGUCGUCGUGCGGUUCCAGUUUCGAGGAAGAGCAAGAAAAAGAUGAUGAAGUUGUAGUCAAAGCGGAACCGGACGAGGCUCUGCAUCGGAUGCUGGACGAUGACGAUGAGUUUCUUGUGCAAUUGCCGGCCACGCAGAAGGAAGUGGUUCCGAAGGAAAUCGUUGAAAAGAAAGUGGGCGAGAAAGUCGAUGGCGGCUGCGAGAGCGGUUUUGUGAAAAGACCCCAAUUCAUCGAACCAACCCAUCCACCUGUCUCACCAGAACCAGGUCCCUCAUUCGCCAACGUUCCUCCACCACCACCCACUUUCAACGGCGUCGGCGGUGGCUUCCAAACUGCCAGCGGCAGCGGCAUUCGCGUGUCGGCAGCGUCCCUCGCCAAAGCCCGCUCAAUUUGGCACGAGGAGGACGCCAAGCUCGCUCGGGACGAAUCCUGGCAGAAGGUGCUUGCGCUCGAGGUUGACAAAUGUGAGCCAACUGCUGCUGCAGGGGGAUUUCAAACGGCACGCGGUGGAACGAUAAAGAUUUCAAAGGAGGAGCUUGUUAGGGCUGAAACGAGACUUCAGGAGGUUGAACGGGAGGUCGAAGGUGGUCAACGGGAGGAACCCAUGUCGUUUGGGUUUAAAACUGCCAAAGGUGGUGGAAUUACAGUUUCGAAGGAAGCUCUCGAGAAAGCUGAAACGCGACUCCAGCAGGUUGAACGAGAGGUCGAACGAGAUUUUUGUGAAGAACCGACUUCGUUUGGAUUCAAAACCGCCAAAGGUGGUGGAAUUGCAAUUUCGAAAGAAGCUCUCGCGAAAGCUCAGCAGAGACAGCAACAGUUCGAGCUCGUGGAUGAGGGCACAUGCGCAGAUCAACCGGUUUCAUUCGGAUUCAAAACAGCGAAAGGUGGUGGAAUUGCCAUUUCGAAGGAAGCUCUUGCAAAAGCUCACCAGAGGCAGCAGCAGUUUGAACUCGAAGCCGAAAGUGCGACACCGACGAAAACUGGAGAAAAUUCCGCUCUGACGAGAGCCCAAAAGAUUCUCCACCAGGUGGAGCACCAAAAUGAGAGUGCAUCACGGCGAAAAGCUUUCGUACCACCAGUCCAGAAGGCUUGCGAACCCGCCCCAGAAGAUUCAACCUCAAAACGCCUUCCAGACGACGAACUCGAUCCGGAAACGCCGCUAAAACGUCCAAAACCAAACCGACCUCCUCUGGCCAGCUUCUCGACCAGCACCCCAAACCUGACGGCGGCGUCACGGCGGCCGGAACAACCCGCCAACGACGUCGAAAUGGCCGACUUCUUCAACGACCUGGACGACCGCCACUUUCACGAGCUGUUCUGCGAGGAGGAGGAGCAAGAACCUCCAAAAGAUCGCCGCACGCGUCCCCCGCUGAGGCAGGUCCGGCUGGCCAGUCGCUUCGAGGAGUGCGAAGAGCAGCAACGGCCCGGAAGUGCCCAGUGGGACGACAGCUUUGGCGAGGUGGUUGCGAAGCUGAGUUCCGACGGUACGUUGGUGGGGGGAGCGGUGAAGGUGGCCCAGCAGGUGUUGGAUGCGAGGCGGCUGGCGAGGGAGAGGCAGCGCGAGUGUGGCGAUGGGAGGACCAAGCCGGAACAGGAGCGGAGGCCGAGGUUGUACGAGUUUGUCAGGCGGAAGAAGCAGCAGAGUGGGCGGAUCAGUUUGAGGGCGUUUGUGGGAGGGGAGAGAGUGGGUGGUGGUGCGGGUGAUGGUGGUAGCAGCAGAGGUGUCGCGGAACGGAUAAGGAUGCUGAGCGUGGACAAUGUGGCCGAGUUUAAGUUUGAGGUGGAGGCGUUUUAUGGCAAACAAUUUGCUCAGGAAAACACCACCGGAAUCCCCCUCGGCGAUCCGGACGCCCUGAUUCACGUCAUCCUGGACGACAACAGCCACGUCGGUCUUCCGGAAUUCACUUCCGCCUUCCUUGCCGCUCCCGGAAUUGACCCCACUCUCGUACCUUCCGGAUGGAUCGUUAACGCUUGGAAGUGGAUCCUGCUCAAGCUUGCUUCCAUGGAACGGCAGCUACCGAAGCUCUUUUGCGACGUCACAAGUCCGGUAAAUGUGCUCGAUCAGUUGCUGUUCCGGUACCACGUGGAAAUCGACUGUGCCAAACGAUCGGUGAUUCGGAAGAUGCUGGAAAAGGACGACGUGCCCGGAAAGCGGAUCGUUCUGUUUGUGUCGCGGGUAUUCCGUGGACAGAACCCGUUCGAGGCGGAGGUUGAACUGUGCGACGGAUGGUAUCCGAUUAGGACGGUGCUGGAUUAUCCGCUGACGGAGGCCGUCCUCGGGGGACGGAUUGUGGUGGGGACCAAGCUGAUGAUCCAAGGUGCCGAGUUGUUGAACUUGAACGAGGGUUGCGCACCGUUGGACGUUCCGGUUGACGUUCGGUUACGAAUUCACGCCAAUUCAACCCGAAGGGCACACUGGUUGGCCAAGCUGGGGCUGUACCAGGUGCCCACAAGCUUCCUGGUGUCGUGCAAUCACAUCGCCGAUCGGGGUGGGCUCGUGGUGCGGCUGCAGCUGUUCGUGGUGCGCGUCUAUCCGCUGAUGUACGUGGACAAGUCGCAGGGUUCUUCGGUGCUGCGGUCGGGACGGGUCGAAAGAAGACGCAAUCUCGCGAGUGAUGCGAACCGUUUUGACAACUUUCAGAAGCUGUGCAGUCAGGUGCAGAAAGAGCUCGAGAGUGAACGGGCGGCGGUGCGGAGGAAUGGACGGAUGACGGUGACGAGGUCGACCACGACGGCCGAAUUGUUGGAGAUGGUUGAGGCCGGGCUGGAUUUGUCGUACAUUGAGUACGACAUCUCGGCGACGCAACGUGAUGCGAUAGUGGACCUGCAGCGCCGCAUGCAGGAGGAAACCGCUCAGGAGGUCAACCGGCGCGUCAAAACCCUUAUGGCAAGUGGUGGCAACGGCAACAAGAGGGCCAUCGACGGGGGUGCGUCCGAAUCAGGCAGUCGCAUGGUCACUCCUUUGCUCAAAGUUCGCGUGGUUGACGCACGGAAGCCGGAGAAAACCUUGCUGAUGUCGAUUUGGGGUCCACCGGAAGACUUGGGUGAGGUUGUGCAGGAGCGAAGGGUUUUGGAGGUGGUGAAUUUGACUGCGAAUGGGAGCAAAAACGGCGAAAUUCAGCUGAAAGCGGGUAAGAGUACCAACUAUCGAGUGCUGGACCGGAUGCAGUUUGAUCUUCCCGAGGGACAUUUUCGAAGGUUGACAAAGAUUGUAGAUGUUGAUCGGAGUAGUUUUCAACCGCUGUACAACGAGUUUGACACGGUGGGGGUGGUGGUUUACGUGGGCAAUUCGGACACGAAAAAGUUCCAGAUUGCUUACCUUGCCGACGCAAGCAUGAACUUGCUCGGCGUUCACUUCUGGUCCGGGAUCAAAGAGUACGCCUAUGAAGACGUGGUAAAAGAACGAUCGCUUCUUUGCGUCUCAAAUUUACAAUGGCGAUCGUUCAGCCAGCAAAGCACGAUUCCCAGCUCAUACGCGACCGAAUACACCACCUUCAGCGAGCACCCAAAGGCGGACCACCUCAAGGAAGAACUUCGAACGCUGAAAGCGACCCUCGAAAGCAUCGACCUCGAGCAGUUCUACCGAGACUGCACCGAAAAAAUCACGUCCGCGAAAGACAAAAAACUUCCCCGAUCGAGCAGUUUCAACACGCCCCUCCGCAACUCCAGUGGCGGUGGCACUCCGGCGCGAACUCUGCUUGGCAGCUGUAACGCGCGGACACCGAACAAUUACGCGCCCUCGCUAGUUGGCCAGCCGGUUAGUUUGCAAAAGCGCAAAAUGGAACUGCUGGCGGCGGCUUACCGGAGUCCGCCGAAAAAGUCGCCGAUUGUUUUGCGGAGGAAUCCACGCGCCGGGAAGAACUUCAAGACGCCGAUGAGGUUGGAGGAGAAAAUAGAGCGGGCGCUCGCGAAUGAUUAAGUUUUGUAAAUGUUUUGUUUGUUAUCGUUAUCCGAAUGAGUAAAAACCUUUGUGAUUGACUCGA
This is a messenger RNA of Culex quinquefasciatus (southern house mosquito), 5437 nucleotides long. RefSeq names its product breast cancer type 2 susceptibility protein homolog. Bases 145 to 5373 code for a protein of 1742 amino acids. The transcript has 5 exons. NCBI's taxonomy places the organism in Eukaryota, Metazoa, Arthropoda, Insecta, Diptera, Culicidae. The record is from RefSeq and is a predicted model, not a curated record. Gene Ontology annotation, biological process: double-strand break repair via homologous recombination; regulation of DNA-templated transcription.